Fusarium sp. VM40 is the source of this 486-nucleotide messenger RNA. The record is from the annotation of a GenBank genome assembly. Lineage: Eukaryota; Fungi; Ascomycota; Sordariomycetes; Hypocreales; Nectriaceae.
AUGUCAUAUUAUCCACCGCAAGAUUCGGUGCCCUCACCAUCACCUUCUCCCUCACCGUCCACCGCUUCACCCAUGCCUCUCGCUGAUAACGAGAACGAUGGCGCUGGCAGCGGCGCUGCUUCUCCCAGUCUUCCACUCACCAUGUCCGCGUCCGUUGUACUGGCUGAUAUUCCCCGAGAUGCGAGUGCUGCACUUGCGACUGCAGGGAGUUUCCAGACGGACAAGAUCGUCGUGCGGUUCAAGCCCGUUGGGUCAGCUCCAUCGUUGGCGCAAGAUGUAUGCAAGAUCAGCUCGACAAAACGGUUUGAAGCGGUUGUGAUAUAUCUGAGGAAGAAGUUAAGGUGUAAAGAGACAGAUAGUGUCUUCUUGUACAUAAAUAGUGCAUUUGCGCCUUCUCUAGAUGAAAUCGUCGGCAACCUGCAGCAGGUAAAUAUUGCGCCUAUUGCAUGGCCUACCUGUGCUUCAAAAACUCCCACGGUCAACUAG